Molecule: messenger RNA, 1531 nt
Organism: Drosophila gunungcola (fruit fly)
Lineage: Eukaryota; Metazoa; Arthropoda; Insecta; Diptera; Drosophilidae
Gene: Tgt
Product: queuine tRNA-ribosyltransferase catalytic subunit
Exons: 2
Coding region: 109-1395 (428 amino acids)
Cellular component (GO): cytosol
Molecular function (GO): tRNA-guanosine(34) queuine transglycosylase activity
Source: RefSeq, a predicted model, not a curated record
UAUAAGCAAGUGGUCACACAGAAUUGCGAUUAAAAACGUGCACCCGGCUUUUUUCGGGGUAAACAGUAUAUAUUACUUGCAUUAAACCUUAAAAUAUAUCCCACCUUAAUGAGUUCAAGUAAGAUACCUCCGUUGACCUACAAGGUGGUGGCGGAGUGCUCUGUUUCCAAAGCCAGGGCAGGAUUAAUGACCCUCAGGCACAGCGAGGUGAAUACUCCAGUGUUCAUGCCUGUGGGAACUCAGGGAACCCUAAAGGGCAUCCUGCCGGACCAACUCAUCGAGCUGAACUGCCAAAUCCUCCUGGGAAAUACCUAUCAUCUGGGUUUGCGUCCGGGAAUUGAUACCCUGAAAAAAGCUGGUGGUCUGCACAAGUUUAUGGGCUGGCCCAGGGCCAUCCUAACCGACUCCGGUGGCUUCCAGAUGGUUUCCCUGCUGCAGCUGGCCGAGAUCGAUGAGCAUGGCGUGAACUUUAGAUCCCCCUUCGACAAUAGUCAGUGUAUGUUGACACCAGAGCAUUCGAUACAAAUACAAAAUGCCAUUGGAGCGGAUAUAAUGAUGCAGUUGGAUGAUGUGGUCAAGACGACUACAACUGGACCUCGAGUGGAGGAGGCCAUGGAGCGGACCAUACGCUGGGUGGAUCGCUGCAUUGAGGCACAUGCCCGCGAUGAUGAUCAAUCGCUGUUUCCCAUUGUCCAGGGGGGAUUGGAUGUGCCACUGCGCCAACGUUGCGUAUCCGCCCUGAUGGAGCGUCAAGUUCGAGGGUUCGCCGUUGGAGGAUUAAGUGGUGGCGAGAGUAAACACGAUUUCUGGCGGAUGGUGGAUGUGUGCACGGGUUAUCUGCCCAGGGAUAAACCACGCUACCUGAUGGGCGUGGGAUUUGCAGCGGAUCUGGUGGUCUGUGUGGCCCUUGGCAUCGAUAUGUUCGAUUGCGUUUUUCCCACCCGGACAGCUCGUUUUGGUUGCGCCUUGGUGGACAGUGGUCAACUGAAUUUGAAGCAACCAAAGUACAAACUGGACAUGGAACCCAUUGACCAGAAGUGCCAUUGUAGCACCUGCAAAAGAUAUACUAGAUCCUAUCUGCACCACAUUGCCACCAAUGAAAGUGUUUCCUGCUCAUUGCUAAGCAUCCACAAUAUAGCCUAUCAACUAAGAUUGAUGGGUAGCAUGAGGCAGGCCAUUCAGCGGGAUGAGUUCCCACAAUUCGUCAAGGAUUUCAUGGCCAAACACUUUAAAACCGAUCCCAUUCCGGCUUGGAUACGAGAAGCUCUGGCAGCUGUGAAUAUUCAAUUGCCAGCGGAUCCGGAGAAGGAAGAUCAGGACCUGGAAAAGAAGACAAAGGCAGAGAAGCGACAGGAGACAGAGAAUGUGGCCGAGGAGCAGGUGGCCACCAGCUAAGAACAUAGUAAAAUAACACAGUUUUGAUACCCUUAAAGAUUCAAAAACUGACUGGUUUGUAAAUAUUUUUUAAAACCUUGUAGACAUUUGAAACACAUGAGACAAACCAUGUACAUAUUUAGUUUAAGCAUAAAAU